Molecule: messenger RNA, 1228 nt
Organism: Triticum dicoccoides
Lineage: Eukaryota; Viridiplantae; Streptophyta; Magnoliopsida; Poales; Poaceae
Exons: 4
Coding region: 134-631 (165 amino acids)
Source: RefSeq, a predicted model, not a curated record
CUCCCUGUUCAUCUCCUCUCCUUCCCAGGUCAUUCAUUUCGCCCGUUCCCCAUUCUCCUCUUCCUCAGUUGCUUCUGGAGGCGACGGCGGCUUCCGGAGGGCGAUUAGUGCAAGGAGACGAGUUGAUCUGAGGAUGUUGUGCCAAGUUUGCUUCUCUCAUUGCGCGGCGUACAACGACACGACCUUCGGCAUGUUUUUUCGGGAUCCAAACAAAAAAAUUGUGCUGCUGCCCUGCUCUGUGACAGAACGUUUCCCACGGCACUUUGCUGGUGACUUUCUGAACUUCCGAGCUCAUGGCCGACGGUACGUUGUGUAUGUGUACACAGGGGCUGACAACAAGAAAAGAAUUGGUGGUGAUGACUUGUGGAAGUUCAUGAAGGACUUCAACUUGGGACUUGGACAGCUUGUUGUUCUUGUGAUGACUGGGCGCAUUGCAAAAGCAUAUGUGUGUUCCUUUAGUUCUGGCUUUGUUGAUGGAGGUGGAUCUGAAGUAGUACAACAGGAGGAAGAGCAAAUAUGCACGGAUGAAGAGGGACGGGUAGAUGAGGAUGAGAAUGAUGGAAAGGUCAUGGGAGAAGCAACCAUAUAUAGGCAUGAUAUACAACACGGGUGUGAUUUUGGAUUUGGAUGAGGAAGACCAGCUUGCCAGGAUCAUCGACAUUGAGCAGGGGAACAUUGGUUCACGGUUUGUUCAUCGUUUCACACGCACCAACACCAGGAAGAAGUCAAUGAAAAUCUCCAACAAAGUGCGUGUGCUCCUGAAUAUUGGAGCUGAAGGUUUUAUUGGUGUUCGUUUGGGAGAAGGCCCGGUCUCCAGGGUUGGAUUCAAAACAUCCAAGGAUGGACGCAUGGUUUUCAGUAAGGAGUGGGGAAUUUUCGUGUCAACUCACAACUUGGAGGCAGGGAGUGCUGCUGUUUUCACCUUUCGUAGGAGCAAUACGGCCACCUUUGACGUGGUUUGUGUUGUUGACAUUCUGAGCAUAUGAGCUUAGUUUCUACUUCCAUGCUAGCCAUCUACAUUUUUCUGGUCUUUGUGCCAUGCGUGAUUUCCAUGAAACUUGUUAAAGUUUGCUAUUUCUUAUGUUGAAUGCACUUUUAUGGCGGGGGAUUUGAACCUCGCUCCUCAAGGGAUUAUGCUACCCGCUGCUGGCCCAUGUGACUUUUAUUAUUUUGGAAUGUGUGGCCUUCGGUUGUUUAGUAUGCAAUAUUAGCAAUAUUGUCGGAGUUU